This is a messenger RNA of Theobroma umbraticum, 2829 nucleotides long. RefSeq names its product WD repeat-containing protein PCN-like. Gene Ontology annotation, molecular function: protein binding. The record is from RefSeq and is a predicted model, not a curated record. Gene Ontology annotation, biological process: meristem growth; meristem maintenance. Lineage: Eukaryota; Viridiplantae; Streptophyta; Magnoliopsida; Malvales; Malvaceae.
UAAGGUCACCGCGUCGCCUUACUCUGCUUUGCGCCUCUUUUUGUCGGGUGCACAUCUCCGAGUUAUAUACUGCUUUCAACCGUCAAAUUGGCCUCCAAAGAUCGUAGUUUCUUUACUCUAUACCCGCCCCAAUGCUCCUCAAACCUUACCGAACCAGCUCAAUCGACUGGAAGCCCUCUCCAGUGGUUCGCCCUUGCUACCAGCGAGACGACUCCCAGGUUGCGGCCGCUCGUGAGGACGGCUCCCUCGAGAUUUGGCUUGUGUCUCCUGGCUCCGUUGGAUGGCACCAUCAACUGACUAUUCAUGGGGAUUCUACUCGUCGAGUUUCUUCGCUUGUGUGGUGUUGCGUUGGUUCAAAAGGUCUGUCUUCUGGCAGGUUGUUCUCCUCGAGUAUCGAUGGCUCAGUCUCAGAAUGGGAUCUUUUUGAUUUGAAGCAGAAGAUUGUGCUAGAGUCAGUUGGGGUUUCAAUCUGGCAGAUGGCUGUGGCACCUGUAAAUAGACUGCCAGCUCUUAAAGAGUCUAGGUCUCAGCAUUUUGGAAAUGGAUAUUUAAAUGAUAAAUAUGAAUAUAAUGAUAGUGAUGAUGAUGAAAGCAGUGACAGUGAAGAUGUUUCAGACUCGGAACAAGUUCAUAAGAAACUAGUUAUGGAGUACAGACCUGUAGCAAUUGCCUGUGAUGAUGGAGCUGUGCGGAUAUACGCAAUUUCUGAUUCGGAUAAGUUAAUCUACCAUAAAUCAUUGCCUCGGGUCAGUGGACGCGUUCUAAGUGUGGCAUGGAGCCACGACUCAAGUAGGAUAUAUUCAGGGAGUAGUGAUGGGUUGAUAAGAUGCUGGAAUGCUGAUUUGGGUCAUGAAAUUUUCAGAAGUACAGUUUCUCUUGGAGGUUUGGGCAGUGGGCCUGAGCUUUGCAUAUGGUCAUUACUUUCUUUAAGGUGUGGAACUGUUGUUAGUGCAGACAGCACUGGCUCUGUUCAGUUUUGGAAUGGUAAUAAUGGAACUCUUCUCCAGGCACAUUGUAAUCAUAAAGGUGAUGUAAAUGCCUUGGCAGCAGCUCCAAGUCAGAACAGGGUGUUCUCUGCUGGGUCUGACGGACAGGUUAUUCUUUAUAAGCUUUCUAAUGAGACAUCUGGUAAUGACAAAUCUUCUUCUGAAAUGAAGAAAUGGGUAUAUGUUGGUUAUGUAAGAGCUCAUACCCACGAUGUCAGAGCCUUGACAAUGGCAGUGCCUAUCAGUUCUGAAGCAUCUUUAUUAGACGAGGCAAAAGACGUGCAAGAUGAAAAUGGGAAAAAGGUAAAAAGAAUUCGACGUCGGGAGAAGAAGCCCCUUGAUUUUAGUUACAGUAAAUGGGCUCAUUUUGGAGUUCCCAUGCUUGUCUCUGCUGGUGAUGAUGCAAAGCUCUUUGCCUACUCUGCUAAGGAGUUUACUAAGUUCUCGCCACAUGAUGUUUGUCCUGCACCUCAGAGAGUUCCAGUACAACUGGUCAUUAAUACAAGUUUCAAUCAAGCUUCUUUCCUCCUGGUCCAGGCUUCUUAUUGGUUAGAUAUUCUUUGUGUUUGUGUUCCUGAUGUGGGUUCUGGCCCCUAUGAUGGUCUCGUUACCACUAAUUUAGUUGCUCGGGUUAAGAGUAAGGCAUGCCGAAAGAUCAUUUGCAGUGCAAUGUCUAACUCAGGGGACCUUUUUGGUUAUUCUGACCACAUCAGACCCAGCCUAUUUGCACUAAGUAGGCAAGAUGGCCAAAGUACGUGGACCAUCACUAAAAGGCAACUUCCUCAGAAACUUCCAUCCGCACAUUCUAUGAUUUUUACCUCUGAUGAGUUACGAUUGCUUAUAGCAGGCCAUGAUAGGAGGAUCUAUGUUGUGGAUUUGGAGAGCUUAAAACUGCUGCAUACCUUCAUACCUUGUCGUGAGGAGCAUGAGAAGGAAGGACCACCUAGUGAGCCUCCCAUAACAAAAUUGUUCACGAGUUGUGAUGGCCAGUGGUUAGCUGCUAUCAACUGCUUUGGAGAUAUAUACAUAUUCAAUCUUGAGAUACAGAGGCAACACUGGUUUAUAUCAAGAUUGGAUGGUGCCUCUGUUACAGCUGCUGGCUUUCCUCCUCAGGACAACAAUGUGCUUAUUAUCACAACAUCUUCAAACCAGUUCUAUAUAUUUGAUGUCGAAGCUAGGCAAUUGGGAGAAUGGUCAAUGCAGCAUACAUUUACUCUUCCCCAAAGAUACCAAGAAUUUCCUGGGGAGGUUAUUGGGUUAUCUUUCUGCCCCACAUCCUCCUCCCAUCCAUCAAAAUCGUCAUCGCUUGUUGUUUAUAGUACCAGGGCAAUGUGUUCAAUUGACUUUGGGAAGCCAGUGGAUCAAGAUGAGGAAAGUGAGUUGGUAAAUGGAGCCUUGUUGAAGUUUCAAGGUUCUCUCACAAAUAUGAAAUGGAAACAUUGGUUGAGAGAGAGUCAAACAGAGUCUAAACAUACUAGUAGAAAGAGUAAUUUUGAUUUAAUUGUUUUCCGGGACCCUGUGUUAUUUAUUGGACACCUUUCAAAACAUUCCAUCUUGAUCGUAGACAAACCCUGGAUGGAAGUGGUUAAAACUUUUGAUGCUCCACCUGUUCAGAGACAUAUUUUUGGGACAUAACUGCUUGUGGAAGAAGGUUUGUGGGAGAAUUCAAAAUGCAGCUUCCCCUCUAUGGAGUCCCGCUUAUAGUGUUAUUUGAAACGGGGACGGUGGGGGGUUUUGGGAUCAAAGGCAAAGCAUGUUGUGUAUUGUAUUCCUCAAUUUUUGUAAACGAGCUAAAUUGAUUUUCCUUCCAUCUGUGAUAGCUUUUUGAGCUGAUUUAAUUUGU